Stylonychia lemnae is the source of this 3732-nucleotide messenger RNA. NCBI's taxonomy places the organism in Eukaryota, Ciliophora, Spirotrichea, Sporadotrichida, Oxytrichidae. The record is from the annotation of a GenBank genome assembly.
AUGCGAGAGUGCAAUAUUAGGAUGUGUUUCAUGCUCAUCUACGACAGGUGUGGAGAACACUGCCAAUCUUGUAAUUUAAAAUAUGGAUGUGAAAGAUGUGAUGGGGAAGACCAAAUUAAAGGGUGGGUAUCAGCUUUGCUGAGUACAAAUUAGCAAUAGUAUUCAACAUUCAAGAGAUGCUAAGGCAAGGAAAACAUAUUCAAAUCAAUCAAAUAAUUCAAAUAUAGAAUGCAAAAAAUCCAAGUCAUGCACAGAAUGCAGCCCAUCAAAUACCAAUACUUGUACGAGAAAAUUUCUCCGGCAUUAGUAAAUGACCCUAAUUGUUAUAUCUAUGAAUACGGAAACUAAUACAAUUGCGCACUUUAUCGCGAUGGAAAUACCUGCUUGAUCCCUACUGACUAUGACUACUGCAAUAUCUGUUAGUAUGGAUAUGGGAUUAAUGAUAAAAAUAGCUACAAUACUUGCCAAGAUUGCAACUAAAAUAAUGGCUAUGACGAAGAUAUUGUCAAUUGUAAGUUCAGAAGUAAUGGCUAGGAAAAUGGAAUUUUGGCUUGCAGAGAUGGGUAUGUAGAUUAAGAUAAAUGUAUCCAUAAUUGCUAAGCAGGUAAAUAUGGAGUGGCUAUUUAUAAUUUUCGAGCAAGAAUUUAAUCCUCUAAUUGUGCUGUGUGUGAUAGUAGCUGCUAUGAAUGUGGAGGACCUUCGGCUACUUAGUGUAAAUCAUGUCCAAAGGGUUACUAUUUACAACUCACUUCAAGAAGUACUUAAAUGGGCACAUGUGUGCUAAAAUAAUAAGGAUUUGCAUAAUACACAAUAUAUGUCAAUCCAGUGACAUAAUAAAAUACUAAGAGCUCUGAUUUAAUUUAAGGAACCUAAGCUGAUUCUUUCAAUUCAAUAUAGGAUGCAAUAAACUAUGCUUAUGAAAUUGGAGCGAAUAUUACCUCAGCAGAAGUUACUAUUCUUCUGAAGGACGGACUUCACGCUAUGGUUAGAUACAAGCCAGUAGAUAAAUAUAUGCCUUUAAAAUUAGACAAAUAUAGUGCAAGUACAGAAAUGAUAUUAAAGCCAGUGAGUAUUACCACACUUUCAGUGUAUUACAAAUUAAGGGACAGUUUUAGUUUUAAUGUUGGGGCUUCUUUAACUAUUCAGAACAUCAAAUUCGAUGCAAUUGAUUCCUCCGUAGAUUUAGUUUCUGACCUAAGCAGUUCUUAUUAUUGCUCAUAAAAUACUCUGAUAAAUUGUUGUUCAGUAGAUGAAUCAGGAUUGCUAUAAGGAGGCAAAUCAUGCUAUUUUGUCAGAAAGCCGUAAAAUUUUAUUCAUAACGAUUUAGAUCUGAGGAAUGCUAUGGGGCAUUUGGCGUUAAUUUCAUAAAAUUCGAUAUUCAUUAAAAUUCACUGCUCACAUCGCCACCAAAUUUAACUCUCGAAGUAUACAUCAUAUCUCUAUUUUUACUUAAUAUAGAAUGUGAUCUUUAAAAAUUUCAUCUAUGAGUACAACAGUCUCAUAGGAUUGAAUGAAUACGGAGGCCAUGUAAAGAUAAUGAACGUAACAUUUGACAAUAUGAAUUCAUGCGGGGCUAUUGUUAGAAACAAAUUUGCUUACGUGUCUCCAGAUAUUGAGAUUACAGAUUUCUAAACAGCUUACAAAUCAAGAUCAAGCACAUAACAGUCAAAAUCGUUUGCAGAGUAUUUUAGUGGAAUAACAAACUUGAAUAUCUAUGAUGGAAAUUGCUCCAGAGCAAAAGCGUCUUGGAGCGAGAAUCCAUGCUUUUCCAUAUUGAUAUAAGAUUCUAUAUUUACCAAUUUCGGUAAAAUGAAAGUGACAUCAACCUAUCCUAUUUCAGUUGAUCCUACUUAUAAACUUAAGUAUCAAGGGUUGAUAUUAGACUUUGAAGAAUUCAAUGGACCAAUUAGCUUCUUAAAUAAUUCAUUAUAGUAAAACAUCAUCAAGUAUGAUUCCUGCUUGGCUGCCUCAUACCUUAAUUAAAUGACUUAAAAUCCUUCGGAUAAAUAUUCUAUGUAUGGAGAAAAGGGUGUUUUCUAAAUAAAAUCCUGGAUAUCAAUAGUUAAUCAUGGAGAUUGGAAUAUAGAUAUAGUCAGAAACAGCUUCAGGCUCAUGUCAUCAGUCAAAGGACUCAUCUAUCUUGAUCUUGGAUCUAGGUCUUUAAAUAGCUCAGUUUUAAUUGCUUAGAACACUUUUUACCAAAAUGGAGGAUAUCUAGAUAGCACUGUAAUGCAUAUUCGGGCUAGAGGCAGUUAGAAUUAGAAUGUACUGAAUAGUCUUCCUUCAAGCACAUCAACAUUCUGCACUGGCUAUCAUUUAGAACUUAAUAGGUUUGAAAGAAAUUAUGGCUGUACUAAGUUUUCAGGGGGACCUGUUAAGUUUCAAUGCUUGAAUUGGGACACUUAAGAUUCUACAAGCAAUGGAAAUAUUGAUUACCAAGAUCUAGAUGAUAUUCAAUAAGACUUUGCUGCAAUAGAUUAUAAAAAUUUGGCUCAGAAAAUAAGAUAGGUUUAGUAUUAUGAUCAGACCUACAAAAUUGAUCUUAAUGUUAACAGAUUCAAAUCUAACUAUUUUGGCGAAAACAUGGCCACUGGAGGAAGCUCAAUUGUAACGGUGAUAGGAUCUCCUCGAACAUUCUUUGAAAAUGAAACAUACUUUGGCAACGGAGAGUCUAGCUUAGAAUCAACUUUAUUCUACGGUCAAGCCAAGUAUUUGAUUGGUUCAGAUUUGGUGGAGCCCUAUGGACUUAAUCUACAUACUAGCUAAGCAGUAGAUAUCAAAAAUUUGAUGAAAUCUGUAGUAUUUAUCUAAAGGCACGGUUAAGCAAAGAUAAUAAAUUGUACAUUUGAAUAUAACUGGAUGUAUGAGUCUUACUAUUCUACUGAAAGAACAUAGCUUAUUUAAAUUCAAGAUUUUUAUGGCCAGUUUUAUCUUGAUGGAUGGGUAGUAUUAAACUAGAUAGGUAUGAUUGAUAAUCCAUAUGGACCCUCGGAUUUCGGAGUUAAUGCCUAGCUUUUAAGUCAAAGAGAUAGUGCCAGUAUACAUCCCUUAAUAAGAUUUAUAGGCAGCCUUCGGAUAAAGUAUGUAGAUAACCUAAAGACUUCAACAUACAUGAAAAAUGUUCAAUUUUAGGAGUUUAGCAACUUUGACUCUUAAAUAUUGCCAUAUUUCAUUGUAGAUGAUAAUGAUGAGUACCUAUACCCAACUACUAUUAAUAUCAGUAAUGCUCAUUUUGAAGAUGUUGAUUGUCAUGCUUGUACCAGACCUUGGAUGAAGCUUAGAUAGGAGUAGGUAACUCUAAAAAAUAUCACAUUAAAGAAUAUCAACUCAAAUACACAGAUUUCAGGGCAUUAUCAAGAAUCUACUAUAUUUGCCUUAUAUCUUAUGAAAGAACGUUACUAGAAUUUCUUGCUUUUUAACACAAACCCUCCUGAAAAAGUAAACAUAAGUGGUAUAAAUGUCAUAAACUUUUUUGGCAAAGAUGGUGCAAGAAUAUUUGAUAUAGUUGAAAUAACUGCAAAGUAUGAUAUUGAUCCAACAUUUUAUCACAUCUUUAUCUAAGACUGCUAAAUAAGUGGAGCUUAUUCACUGGGCUCCGCUCCUGUUUUUCAUAUUAAAGGAAAUCAGAUGAGACUCUGGACAAGAAACAAUAGCUUUGAAAAUAUUACUUCUGGCUUGUUCACAACUGGAGGGUUUUAUGGAUCUGUAUUUUGGAUUUAGGGAUUUUAUUGA